AAAGCCUAGAUCGCCCGGAACUACCGAAGCUCCCUAUUCUUUAGAAACUGUUGUGUCAUUCAUUGGCCAAGGACAAAUGCCAGAUGAUCAAUAUACUGCGUCAAUUAAUUCUUAUGAACCUUCUCUUAGAACCACCAAAGCACUUAUUAACCAAGAACCAACACCAAUUACCACAUCAAUUAACCUUUACGAGACUAUUACUUCGGAUUUCGUAACCUCACAUACUUAUAAUCAUAUCUCUACUAUUCCUUCUUUCAGACCUACUAAUGCAUUUAUUGGCCAAGGACAAACGUUAGAUGACCAAAAUACCGCGUUAAUUAGCUCUUAUGAAUCUACUACCAGAACAUUUAUUGGACACAAAAUUCGUCAAAAUAUUACACCAAUUAACACUUAA
This is a messenger RNA of Racocetra persica, 394 nucleotides long. NCBI's taxonomy places the organism in Eukaryota, Fungi, Glomeromycota, Glomeromycetes, Diversisporales, Gigasporaceae. The record is from the annotation of a GenBank genome assembly.